AUGGGAAGCACAUCCGGAGUAAAAGUAUCCUUACACAAACGCCUAAUUGUCUGUUGCGAUGGAACAUGGGAAGACGGUAACAGCGAAGAAAUUAACAACCCGCUUAGCAACAUAACCCGGAUCGCGCGGGCCAUAAAACCACAUGCCGAAGUGAUCCAAAGUGGUGUUCGAACAAUCAUCCCCCAAAUCACAUAUUACCAAAAAGGUGUUGGGACCGGUGUUUUGGAUCAGUAUCUCGGCGGAUUGACUGGCGUCGGUCUAAGUGCCAAUGUCCGCGCCGCCUACGCAUUUUUGGCUGAGAACUACGAACCAGGCGAUGAAUUAUUCUUUUUUGGGUUUUCGCGCGGCGCAUACACUGCGCGCGCGGUGGCCGGUUUAGUCGCUGACAUGGGCCUCCUAACGCCUCGCGGAAUGGACAAUUUUCCCAUCAUCUACAACGACUACUACAAAAAGAAGAAACUGGCCUAUGACGACAAAAUGCGUCUCCAGCUCGGCUUUCGCGAGCGUCUACCCCGAUUCACAAUCCGGGUAAUUGGCGUAUUCGAUACAGUGGCUUUCCACGAUUUCAAGUUUACAUCCAAGAUAUUUGGAGAGAAGUUUGAGUUACCCAACACGAUUUUGUCGCCGGAUGUGAGAUAUGCGUUUCAUGCGUUGUCGCUUGAUGAACGACGCAAGGCGUUUUCACCGACGUUGUGGCAUACGCCCGUCAAAGUGGAGGAUCAGGAGUUACUUCAGGUUUGGUUCUCGGGUGCGCAUGCAGACGUCGGAGGAGGCGAGGAGGAUCCGAGGUUGUCGGAUAUCUCGCUUGCGUGGAUGAUUUCGCAUGCGAGCAAGGAUAAACAACUCGAAUUCGAUUUGGAGUAUUUGUUUCACAACCCCGCGCGACAGUUGGAAGAUACUGCUAUCAUUCCCUGGGCAACGAGUCUAGGGGAAGAGGAGGUUUACUCGUUUGCGCAGUAUGUGGAGGCAUUUGUGUUUGGAAAAUGUAAUCGAACGCCGUUGGAGUACGUGGAUGGGAAUGAUAACGCCGGAUAUACGAAUGAGUGGAUACACGAAUCCGUCAAGGACCGCAGGUUUACCAAGUUCAUCGAGAAAGGGACUAGCCAGAUGGCAAAAAUAUGGCCCAGUAAAGUUGUUGUGCGAAGGUUGGAAGAGAAAGAUGGGAGAAGUAGUAGAGAGUGGUUGUUGAAGAAUGGGCAGGCGAUCAAGGAGGUUGAGGCGACGGGGACGGAGUUGUUUCUCAAGGGCCGGAUUAGGAAGGUUAGGGCUAUUCAGAUUGAUCCUGCUUGA
This is a messenger RNA of Talaromyces marneffei, 1290 nucleotides long. RefSeq lists its product as uncharacterized. The coding region runs from base 1 to 1290 and encodes 429 amino acids. The transcript is spliced from 3 exons. The record is from RefSeq and is a predicted model, not a curated record. Lineage: Eukaryota; Fungi; Ascomycota; Eurotiomycetes; Eurotiales; Trichocomaceae.